CUGCUCUCUCCUUCACUGGAAGAUAGUCUUUAUCCUAAAUGGCUCAGCUGGUUUGGUCUUUGUUAGGAAAUAUGCAAUCCAACAGUUCCUAGGGGAAGGUGAGUGCAGUUGCCUCAAUGGUUGGAGGAAGUGCCUAAAUCAAUCCCUCUGCAACAGAACUGAAUGUGACAUCCUGGAAUAUGGAUGCCAACCAAGAGAGUGAUGGAGAAGCCACACCACCUGAUGUUGAACAAGUGAGACAACAAGAGAAUCUUCACAUGAGAACACCUGAGAAUAGGAAUCUCACAGGUGGAGAAAGAGAGAUUUUCCAGCCACCUCAGAUACAAGAAGGAUGUAGAACUUACAUCCAACUACAAAGCUGUGACCAAAUGGAUUCAGUGAGAAGAGAUUCUCUCUUAGAGGACCAAAGUUUAAGUGAAGCAACUUCCAGUGGGAGAGAAGUCGUGGAGAGAGGGUGUGAGGAAAACUUGAUGCAGAGUUCUGAUAUUUUACAGGGGACGUCAGUGCAGAGCAAAAAGAAAUCUUAUAUAUGCCCAGAGUGUGGGAGAAGUUUAAGCCACAAAUCUUCCCUUUCAAGACAUCUACGACAUACCCACAGAGGAGAAAAGCUAUACAAAUGCCCAGACUGUAGGGAAAGAUUUAAGUCUAAGUCAGACCUUUCGGUCCACAAAAAAUCACACAAAAAAGAGAAGGCACAUCAAUGUAUAGAGUGUGGGAAAAGCUUUAAGCGCAAGGGGUAUCUUGAUCAACAUAGAAGAAUUCACACAGGAGAGAAGCCUUAUAAAUGCUCAGAGUGUGAGAGAACUUUUCGCUUUCUUUACGGUCUUACUCAACAUAAAAGAUUGCAUACUGGAGAGAGGACACAUACAUGCCCAGACUGUUGGAAAAUAUUUAGUUCUAAUGCAAACCUUUUAAAACAUCAAAAACUCUACACAGGAGGGAAGCCACAUAAGUGCUUGGUAUGUGGGAAAAGCUUCUGUGUUCCAUCAAGGCUUGCUCGACACACAAGAUCGCAUACUGGAGAGAAGCCGUAUUCAUGCUCAGAUUGUGGGAAAUGUUUUAGUUCUAGUUCAAGUCUUUCAGCACACAAAAAAUCCCACACAGGAGACAAGCCACAUCAAUGCGCAGAGUGUGGGAAAAGCUUCAAGUACAAAUGUCAUCUUGUUGAACAUAUAAGGGUUCACACAGGAGAGAAGCCUUAUAAAUGUUCAAAGUGUGGGGAAGCUUUUGGCUCUGCAUCUGGUCUUCGUCAUCAUGCAAUACGUCAUAGAGGAAAGAAACUAUACCAAUGCUUGAAAUGUGGGAAAAACUUCAGUCAGAAAUUACACCUUGUUGUCCACAAGGGAAUCCAUACUCGAGAGAGGCCACAUACAUGCUUUCAGUGUGAGAAAUUGUUCCAUCAAGCAACUGAACUUCUGCUGCACAAGAAAGGGCAUAAACAAAAGAAAACCAAUCAUUGCUUGCAAUGCCAGAGAACUUUCCAUCGGUACUACCGGUAUCUUGUACAUCUCAAAUUCCACAGGCGUAAGAAGCAAAACAGGUGCUCAAAGUGUGGGAAGAACUUUUUCUGGAAAGGCAGCCUUAAAAUACACAUGAAAAAAACAUGCCAGAGCUAGAUUAUGAUAGAUUUUGCACUAGGCUUGUUCUGGGUGGAGAGCCCUUUUGCUCCCGGUGCUUCUCUCCUUUUUUGCACAAGGUGCCCCGGAGCUGUGAGUUGGCGCAUCGCUUUUCUUCAGCAAGCGAGAUCCUCUUACAAGUGAGCUUGUCGCUCCGGAGCAGCUUGUGUGAAAACUGAGAGAAGUGCUGGGGGCAAAAGGGGUCUCCCCACCCGGAACAAGCCCUCGUGCGAAAUCAGUCUAUGUGAACAUAUGGAAUGUGGCACAUAUAACCCAUCAUUAACUAGUGUUUGUAGGAAGAAGGGAAACCCAUUCAGGAGAAAAGGCAGGUUCGGUCAAAAGUCAUUGCUUUUUCUACAGCAAAACUUACACAUGCUUAGUGUUGGGGAGAAGCAUCAGCAUCUAAGGUUCGCACCUGUAGCUCAAUGAGUUACCUAGCCCGGUUGCGGAAAACUCCAUGGACAAAAUAAUUGCCUUUUUUGUUUGUGGGUGGAACUUUCUGAGGGAACAUUCAGAACCUCCGUCAUUAGGGAAUCUCCUUGCUUAAGCAGACUUCUGUCACCUCAGGGGCAUUCAACAUUUUAAGUAUACUUUUCAAUAACUGCAAUGCAUUACUCAGGCCUUUAAGAGAAAUAUUGUUCCAUGUUGUUGACCAGAAUUUUUAACGUGUAUGCUCAUUUUUAUCUUCAUUAUGUUUUGUGCUGAAGAGUUUGCACCUUGCACUUUGGAACAUGGGAGGGGUGGUGUGUAGACUGGCAAUGUGGACCAAUUCUUUUUAAAGCUAAAUAAAUGUUUUUAAUUC
This is a messenger RNA of Heteronotia binoei (common prickly gecko), 2418 nucleotides long. RefSeq names its product zinc finger protein 501-like. The record is from RefSeq and is a predicted model, not a curated record. Gene Ontology annotation, biological process: regulation of transcription by RNA polymerase II. Gene Ontology annotation, molecular function: RNA polymerase II cis-regulatory region sequence-specific DNA binding; DNA-binding transcription factor activity. Lineage: Eukaryota; Metazoa; Chordata; Lepidosauria; Squamata; Gekkonidae. The transcript has 3 exons. Bases 180 to 1616 code for a protein of 478 amino acids.